AAGCAAUAUUAUAUUGAGUGAGGCAUAGUAAAGAAUUAACAUACACAUUUAAUAAUUUUAAUUUAAUUUAAUUUAACCAUGGCCUUAUCUUCUUCUUCACUUCUUUCAGGAAACACGCAUUAUUAUUCACUUCUCAAACCGCUUCAUUUCCAUUCUUCUUCUUCUCGCUUUCCAAUCAAACCCUCCAUCUAUCACAAUCACAAUCACAGUCACAACGUUGCUGUUAUCUCUGAGAAAUGGAGAACAAAUGUUUCAUUUUUUCCUUCUUUUUUAAAGAAAGGCAAAGAUGCAAACAUCAUCAAGGAAGAACUUCUUGAGGCCAUUGCACAGCUUGAUCGUGGGGCUGAUGCAACUCCUGAAGACCAGCAAACCGUUGAUCAGAUUGCACGAAAACUUGAAGCAGUUAAUCCAACAAAGGAACCCCUCAAAUCUAGUUUACUCGAUGGAAAAUGGGAGCUUUUGUACACUACUUCACAGUCUAUUUUGCAAACUCAGAGACCGAAGUUUGUGAGAUCAGUUAAAAAUUAUCAAGCAAUCAAUGUUGAUACUCUCAGGGCCCAAAAUAUGGAAUCUUGGCCAUUCUUCAACCAGGUGACAGCAGAUUUAACACCUCUAAAUGCAAGGAAAGUGGCUGUGAAAUUCGACACCUUUAAAAUUGCAGGCUUCAUACCUGUUAAGGCUCCUGGAAGAGCUCGUGGUGAACUAGAAAUUACAUACUUGGAUGAAGAAUUGAGGGUGUCAAGAGGUGACAAAGGAAACUUGUUCAUCUUGAAAAUGGUGGAUCCAUCUUACCGGGUUCCUGCAUGAUGUGUUGGAACUUAUAUUAUACUAGCAAGCCAUUGUGUAACCACUAUUCAAGCUAACUUGAAGCAUUUUGGGACUGUGCUUUCUGUACAGAAUUUCCAGAUAAACUGAAAUAGUGUGAUAUAGAGUAAUGUAAUGGGUCUUCCCCCCCGCCAAUGUGGAAAAACUCUAAUUCAAAAUAAAUGGUUGUAAAAUCUUUACAUAUUGAUAUAGAUAUAUUAUCAGCUAAAGCUUUGCUUGGAAGACAGGAAAAAUCGAGAAACUUCUCGAUCUUAUUAAUA
This is a messenger RNA of Cicer arietinum (chickpea), 1085 nucleotides long. RefSeq names its product probable plastid-lipid-associated protein 4, chloroplastic. The record is from RefSeq and is a predicted model, not a curated record. Lineage: Eukaryota; Viridiplantae; Streptophyta; Magnoliopsida; Fabales; Fabaceae.